Messenger RNA from Scheffersomyces stipitis CBS 6054, 1188 nucleotides. Its product is annotated as ribosome dissociation factor. The coding region runs from base 1 to 1188 and encodes 395 amino acids. Gene Ontology annotation, cellular component: cytoplasm. The transcript has a single exon. NCBI's taxonomy places the organism in Eukaryota, Fungi, Ascomycota, Pichiomycetes, Serinales, Debaryomycetaceae. Gene Ontology annotation, biological process: nonfunctional rRNA decay; RNA surveillance; ribosome disassembly. The record is from RefSeq and is a predicted model, not a curated record.
AUGCUUGUGAAGAACCAAGUCAAACUCAAGGACAAGAAUGUGGCAGUGACAUUUGUGCCGCAAGAUGCAGAGGAUCUCUGGUAUCUCUACAAUCUCCUCAAGCCUGGAGACACCGUAGUAGUUGUAUCCUAUAGAAAUGUCAAGAAAGGAAAUCUGACUCAGGUGCAAAAGGGCAAGAGCAAGAUGGAAAAAGUACUCGUCAAGUUGAAGUUGGUGCUUGAAGACAUCGACUACAUCGCCUCGGAUAACAACAUGCGACUCAGUGGAAAAUCCAUAGAGCCCAACGAAUAUGUUCCUUUGAACAGUUACCAUACUGCUGAAGUCGAACUACUGAAGGAUUUGACUAUUCUCAAAGACAAUUGGGACGAGUACGACAUGUCGAUUUUGAAUGACUUAUGCUCAAUCGAAAAGAAGGCUGAUAUCGGGGCUGUAAUUCUUGAAGAAGGUGUGGCCCACAUCUGCUAUGUGACAGACAGCAUGACUGUGAUGAAGGCUAAGGUAGAGAAGUCGAUUCCUCGUAAAAACAGCGAGUAUGGCACCAAGGACUUGGACAAGGCCAUGAACACAUUUCUCACAAUGGUGGUAGAGACGAUGUUAAGACACUUUGACUUCAAUGCCUUGAAAGUGAUUUUAUUGGCAUCUCCUGGAUUCGUAGCCAAGUCAUUAUAUGACAAAAUAAUGCAGGAAUGUACGGCUGCUCAGAAUUCCCAAAGUUCCAACAAGGACUCGAAGAUCUACAAUGACAUCCUAAAGAACAAGAGCAAGUUCGUGAUAACCCAUUCGUCGACUGGAUACUUGCAAGGAUUGGAAGAAGUGUUGAAAGAUCCUGCUACUAAGAAGCGGUUAAGCGACACCAAAUUCUCCGAGGAAUCAGAAGUGUUGCAUAAAUUCCAGAUUGCUCUUAAUGAUGAUGAUGGAAGAGCAUGGUACGGUCUUGAGGAAGUGACUAAGGCUCUCGACUUGGAUGCCGUCAGGUAUUUGAUGGUCACCGACCAGCUUUUCAGAAGUGACGACAUUGACACCAGAAGAAACUACAUUGACUUGACGGAAAGAGCCAAAAAUCUUGGUGCAAAGGUAUUUAUAUUCUCCAGCUUGCACGAGUCAGGAAUCCAACUCAACCAGUUGACUGGGAUAGCGGCUCUCUUGAAGUAUCCAGUCCCUGACUUGGACGAAAGUGACGAAGAGUAG